This is a messenger RNA of Phlebotomus argentipes, 1178 nucleotides long. RefSeq names its product zinc finger protein 510-like. The transcript has 2 exons. The coding region runs from base 102 to 1169 and encodes 355 amino acids. The record is from RefSeq and is a predicted model, not a curated record. Gene Ontology annotation, biological process: regulation of transcription by RNA polymerase II. Gene Ontology annotation, molecular function: DNA-binding transcription factor activity, RNA polymerase II-specific; zinc ion binding; RNA polymerase II transcription regulatory region sequence-specific DNA binding. Gene Ontology annotation, cellular component: nucleus. NCBI's taxonomy places the organism in Eukaryota, Metazoa, Arthropoda, Insecta, Diptera, Psychodidae.
AAUUUUGAUCUGUCACUUGAAGCUCGCGUGGGUGCGUUUGUUUUGGAGAUUUCUGACCGCUCGUGGGCGCUUUGAAUCUGCAUCUCUUCAAUGUCCAAAGCAUGUCCAGGGAGAGGGAACUGAAGAUAUUGUCUGUGCAAUCGGGAAUUGAGCAAGAGGCUGGCGAAUUAUGCCGAUUGUGUGCCAGAAACAUCGAAGGCGAGACUUUGUCCAUAUUCCAGGACAAUUUUCAUGAAUCUCUGGAGGAAUUCCUGGGUGUCAGUAUUGGGCGAAAGGAUUUGUGGCCAAAGAGUGUUUGCCAGAAGUGUGUUCUGAGAGCGACAGAGUCAAUAAAGUUCGUCCGGAGCGUCCGGGAGAGUGAGAAGCUCUUCACUGGUAUCUACGGAGCCAAUGGAUCUGUUGUGGAGUUCGUCGUGACAGACGUGGCCGGUGGAGUGCAACAGGACUUUGAAGACAGCGAUGGUGUGGAGAUAAUUGAAGAUCAGGAGAUUCUGGAGGAUGGCGAAGUGAUAGACGACUCGGAGGAUGGAUUUGCCCAGCGGAGAUUGUCAGUGGAUUGUGGGGAAGUGCAAUGUACGCAAUAUGUUGCUCAGGAGGAGAGAGAAGAGACUCUGCCAGCUGUUCUGGUGCCACGACGACGCUACAAGACAGAUGAAGACUUUCGCCGGGCGGAAGCUUUCUAUGCCUUGUCCUGUACUUACUGCCUCGUCGCCUUUGAGCGGCUGAAGGAGCUGCGGGCGCACUACAGGGAGAUGCACCAGCAAGAAGGCUUCGUUCUGUGCUGCGGCAAGAAGCUCUUUCGCCUCACUUACAUGCUGGAUCACAUGGAAUAUCACUCGAAUCAGGAGGCCUUCAAGUGUGACCAGUGCGGCAAAUGCCUGGACAGUCAGUUGCACUUGAAAACCCACCAGCAGCAAGCUCAUCCGCGAAUCUACAGUCAUCGGAAGAAAGUGAUUGAGCGGCUGUCUGAAGCCAACAAGUUGAAUCGCUUCGAUUGCUCGCACUGUGGCAAGGAGUUUGACUACAAAGUCUCGCUGGAGAAGCACGUUCAGCAAUUGCAUCAGGGAGGAAUUCGGUGCGUGUGUCGCAUUUGCAGGAAGCAAUUCAAAUGCCGAAUAUCAUACCAAAGGCACAUGCGGAAUCACGAGGAAAAUGGCCAGAUUAUUUGAAGUAAGUUG